AUGACAAUAGUCGUUAUUAGUUUACUUGACAACACUUAUACUAAUUUGAUACAAGAGAUUUUUUCUUGUAAAGAUAUUCAAACUUGGAUUUUGGUAUCACGGUUGAGUUUUGAAAAGGAACCGAUUGUAGUGUUAUUAUCCGUUUAUUCUGUUUCACCAGUUCCAGAUAUCAGAACAUUUCUUCAAAAGGAUGCCCAAACAGAAGGUUCCUAUAGUGCAUCAGUUUCAGAGAAACGAUGGAAAAUUGAUGUUCAUCUAAAAGAAUUGUUGAGAAACCUUGAAGAUUCGUGGUUAGGAUCAUGGAGGUGCUUACUUUAA
Molecule: messenger RNA, 318 nt
Organism: Vicia faba (fava bean)
Lineage: Eukaryota; Viridiplantae; Streptophyta; Magnoliopsida; Fabales; Fabaceae
Source: the annotation of a GenBank genome assembly